AUGAGGCCAUAUAUUCUCAUAUUAUCCCUUGCUGGCCUCGCACUGGCGAUACAAACCCACGAGCCUCGUGCGGCGAUCGUGUGUGACGGCAGCAGCCCAGAUAUUGGCCUCAACCCCUGGAGGUGCGGCGGAAAGAGCUGCAAGCCGGGCGAGCUCUGUGUCAAGAACAAAUGCUGGCCCCUGGAAAUCGGUAGCAAUAAUGAGUCUUGCGGUAGCAGCAAGGCUGUGUGUGCUCCCGGCCAGUGGUGCAAUGCCGGCAAAUGCGACCCUAUCCAGAUCAUCCUAGAUCCUCUUGCCUGCGGCUCGGACACUUGCAAGGCUGGGGAGCUAUGCGUCAACGACUUCUGCGUUCCACUCAAUAUCGGCACGGAUGUCAACAACUGCGGCGCGACGAACAGAACCUGCGCCGUUGGAAGUGUCUGCGUUGACAAGGUCUGUGUGCCCCUGACGGUCGGCUCUCCUGAUCUCAUCAUCAGGACUGAUCUGAACAACUGCGGCGGCAAGGGAAUUCACUGCGAACCUGGGAAUAUAUGUGUCUUGGGCCAAUGUGUUGAUCUAGGCAUGCAAAACCGUACCAGUCCUGCCCGCCUUGGGACCGACCACUCGGCCUGUGGCAGCCAGCUAAAUGGAUGCAAGCCUGAAGAGCUUUGUAUCUCUGGUGAUUGUGUCGGCGGCCUCCCAACCUGCCGCAAGCAAGAGUCCACCGACAGGUACUGGUGGAACCACGAUGAUCACUACCGCCUGUCAGGUGCAUAUACGCCAAAGGGCGAUGGCUCGUGGUACUGGCCCGAGGAAGGUUACUGCCAACGCGGUGGAGUAUUUGCUGCUGGUGUAUGCUGCGAUAUAUUUGGCGAUGUUCAGACGUGUGGCCAGAAGGGUCAUGUCUGCCCGCCGAAUCAUAUCUGCUGCCGCGGGGAGUGUCUCGCUAUUGACGAUGUCGACGAUGGUCCAAUCUCUAACCCUGAUCAUUGCGGCGGCCAGACCUGCGGGUCUGGCCAUUGUUGUAUUGACAACAAAUGUGUCCCUGUUGUUAUCGACUACAAUAAGUGCGGCUAUGGCUGUAGUCAUGGAUCUAUCUGCCUCUCUGGCAAGUGUAUCCAGGCCAGCCGUGACCCUAGGAGCUGCAGAGGCGUUAGAUGUCCCUCCAACAGCCUCUGCAUCAUGGGCAAGUGCGUGUCCAUGAUCGACGACGGCCGUUGCCAUGGAGGUUGCGAGCCUGGAAAUAUAUGCAUCGACGGCAUGUGUCUCCCUAUUGAUAAGCCUCCGUCGUGCAGACCGUCAUGCCCAGCAGGGACAAUCUGCAUCGAGGGCGCUUGCACUGCUAUCACUAAUCCAAGCCAGUGUAAUUCGAAAGGGCUAAAUUGUCCGCCUGGGUUCAUCUGCGUGUCAAAUAGAUGUGUACCAUGGUCUCAGCCAGCUCUUUGCGACUCUGGCGGGAAAGCAUGCCCUGCUGAUACUGUGUGUGUCUUGGGCAACUGCGUCGCCAUUGAAGAUUCUGCCAACUGCGGCACGGGUAAUAAGAGGUGCGCUGCAAACGAACUCUGCUUAGGCGGUCUCUGCACUGCCCUCGACGCAGCCAAGUGUGCUGUUGAUACUGACUGCAAGGGUGCACAAUAUUGUGACAAGAAGAAGUUGGUGUGUAUUGAAUCGGAAGCGUGCGAAGUCAACACUACCUGUCGGAAUGGAGGCAAAUGCUUCAUUGGCUGCUGUAUGCCUCUAUGCUCAAGUGAUCAGGACUGUGCAGGAUGGGGUGUCUGUGGAAGAGAUCACUGCAUCCCGACUUGCAAUGUUCUAACCGAUUGUCCCAAUGAUUUUCUCUGUGACGAUGGCGUCUGCAUCCCACGGUCAGCUUCCUGUAGAAGCACCGAUGACUGCAAAGAAGGACAGCUCUGCGAUAUGGAAGAUCGUAUCUGUGUUCCUGGGACUGGAUGCGAGAAGGAUAAGCAGUGUCUUGACGGCCAGCUAUGCCACAAGAAAACCUUCGUCUGUGUCAAUCUCAAGCUCUGCGCUACGGGCUCUGAUUGUUCCAACAGAGACACCUGCGUGGACGGAUACUGCACUCCGACCUGCGCUGCCGCCGCUGAUUGCGGGAGCUGGUCUCUCUGUGUGAACAACCGCUGCCAGGACAAAUGCAAGACAGAGAGCGACUGUAUCUUUGGUAGCACGUGCGGCCCCAGUGGUGUCUGUGCUGAGCUGCCCUCCGACACCUGUACGUCCAACAACGACUGUAGGAGUGGGCAGUUAUGCUACAACGGUGGCAAGUGCCGCAAUGAGCGUGUUGGAUGUCUAGUGGACAAUGACUGUCCUCUUGGCAGAGUCUGCGGCAAGGGAAAUGUUUGCCUUGACAUGGCUACGCCCCCUUCACGAUUGACGUUGGGAUCGGAUAGCCUUGGUUCGGAUCAAGAUGCCAACAGUCCUUCGACACCGGCUCCAUCACCUCCCAGCCUACGGCUUGGAUCUCCAAAGCAAGAUACCGCAUCGCCCAAGCCCGUCAUUCCCUCCACCAAGCCCUAA
This is a messenger RNA of Clonostachys rhizophaga, 2514 nucleotides long. The record is from the annotation of a GenBank genome assembly. Lineage: Eukaryota; Fungi; Ascomycota; Sordariomycetes; Hypocreales; Bionectriaceae.